Rhinichthys klamathensis goyatoka is the source of this 1999-nucleotide messenger RNA. RefSeq names its product solute carrier family 3 member 2b (gene slc3a2b). The record is from RefSeq and is a predicted model, not a curated record. Gene Ontology annotation, biological process: amino acid transport; carbohydrate metabolic process. Bases 98 to 1618 code for a protein of 506 amino acids. NCBI's taxonomy places the organism in Eukaryota, Metazoa, Chordata, Actinopteri, Cypriniformes, Leuciscidae. The transcript has 9 exons.
CAGCAGGGUAUUUCUUAUUUAUCGCAAACAAUUUAAACGAAGAGUUCAUCAUUAUUCCAGUGUAACGUUAACUGAACGUUAAACAUAAACUGACAAAAUGAGCAACGAACCUGAGGUGGAUAUGAAAGAUGUGGAGCUCAAUGAGGUGGAGCAGGAGAAGCAGCCCAUUAGAGAGGGAGAGGCUAGAAAUAAUUAUGCCAUCUCGCCUGUAAGUGAGAAGAAUGGCAUUGUGAAGGUGAAGAUUCCAGAUGAGGAGACUAAAUUCACUGGGUUAUCCAAAGAAGAACUCAUGAAAGUAGCCGGAACACCAGGGUGGGUUAAAGUUCGUUGGGCACUUCUGAUUCUGUUCUGGCUUGGUUGGCUGGGCAUGCUGGCUGGCGCUAUUGCCAUCAUUAUUCAUGCUCCUCGAUGCAAGCCCCUCCCUGAGAUGAACUGGUGGAACUAUGGACCACUGUACCAGAUUGGAGACGUGAACUCCUUUACUUCAGACCUGAAAGGUUUGGCUGGAAAGGUUCAGGCAUUGGAUGAGUUAAAGGUGAAGGGUCUUGUCAUAGGCCCGAUCCAUGUGUCCAGUGCCGACAAGCCAGAGGAUCUGAACUUGACUGAGAUUUCCAAAGAGGCUGGUAAUGCGUCGCAGUUUAAAGAAGUAAUCCAGGCUGCACACAAAAGAGGUAUCUUUGUUGUUUUGGACCUUACCCCUAACUAUAAAGGAGAAGAGCCCUGGUUUGACAAUAAUGUUGUCAGCUCUUUGGAACUUGAGCCUGCUCUGAGGCACUGGCUAGCAGAAGGUGUAGACGGGUUCCUCUUCUACGGUGUCGAGAAGGUUUCCACUGCAGCCCCAUCCCUUUGGAGGGAUGUUGAAGACCUUCUCCGCAAUCAGACAGAAUCCGAUGGAAAAACUAAAAAGGUCUUAAUUGGCGUUACAGAGAAGUCCUCUCCUGAUGACAUAGUUGCUGUGUUGAACAAAACUGGUGUUGACCUGCUCCUCACUGGUGCUCUAAGGUCCAGGUCUGCUCUGGAAGUUGCCCAUUCUGUUGCUCGCUUGUAUUCCACUUACAAUCAGACCCAACUGGCUUGGAACAUCGGUGGGCGUAUCGCUGGACACCUGGCUUCAGUAGUGGGGCUUGCCAAAGUCAAGUUGAGUCAACUGCUGCUGCUCACCCUGCCUGGCACACCAGUGUUUAAUUAUGGGGACGAGAUCGGACUGGGAGAUGAGUCUACCAAAAACCCAACCAUGGUGUGGGACUUCUCCAACGACACUAUGACUCCAGUGAACAUUCUGGAUAAAAUGAAAACUUUCCGUUUAUUCUUCAAGACUGUGAGUGAAAAAAGAUCAAAGGAGCGUUCUCUGCAGCAUGGAGAAUACUUGCCUUUGUUCAACUCGACCUUCGCCAUGGCCUAUGUGCGAAGGUGGGACCAGAAUGAGCGCUACCUUAUUGCACUUAACUGGCACUCAAACGAAACUGUCACUCUUCAGCUGAAGCAUGCUGAGAUUCCUAAAGACGCUACAGUAGUGUUUAGUACUGAUGAUCUAGAUGCUGAUAAAGUGCGUAACCUUGCAAAACUUGAGGUGAAGCCAGAACAGGGUAUAAUGCUGAAGUUUCCUUAUACACCCUAAAGACACACUUUAAAUUUGUAGUUAGUGUGAGGACAUGAAUUUGGCCGUUCUGUUACAAUAUUUGUCCUUUUUUUAGUACAUAAACACUGGCAUAAAGCAUCAGAUUGUACUAUUACAUACAUCACAUGCACUGCAUGACUACUAAACAUAACUUUAAGCUGGUAGUGGUUUUUCUGUUACAUAGAAUACAUUCCAUAGGAAGAAUAAUUUUUCGUUUAAACCUUUUUAUGUAAUUUUUUUAGUUUUUCAAAUGUAGUGCAAUUCUGCACACAAAGUGUUCACGUGUCCUCGAGUAAAUCUUAAAUGGCUGUUUCUUCUAUGUAAUUGAAAAAAAGGCAUGAAAAUGAAAGGUGUGGACAAUAAAUUAAGUGGAGCAAUUCA